UGAAUUAGUAGAGAAUGUGAAUUUUAAAGAAAAAAUAAAAUUAAAAGCUACUUAUGAGUUAUUUUCUCUAGAGUCAUUUUAGGAAGAAAAAAAAUGAUAGAUUUACGAGGUUUUUGGAAUGCUCAUAGCCUUGAAAGAAGAAUUGGUUCUUAUUUUUCAAAAAAAAAAAAAAGAAUUGGCUAUAAUUAGUAAAUUUGACAAACAUCUUACUUCUCCAGAUAUACAAUCCCUGAAGUACACUAUACCCUAGAAAUAAAAGAUUGAGAAAUCUAAAGCUCAAAAUUUAGCUUCGAAAUCAUAAUAGCAGCACAUUUGCAAUUGACAGCUCAAGUCACAAGUUAUUCGCAAUUAAACCGGUUGCUGUCAGUGGUGAACUGUUGUCUGCAAUUUUAUUAUCAGGGGUAAGUUCGUUCUUCAUUUUGGAUUUUUCAGUGUAAAAAGAUUGAGUCCGAUAAUGAUCAGUGAUACCCAUCUCUGCAAAUUUCUACGCCAUGUAAAAUGUGCUACUAGGGCUUCACCAACACAUGCAAUUUGUUGCUCUCGAAAGUGCCCAUCUUUAUUAUUAUCUUCUGUUAGAUGCAUCUCAAGCAAAGCGAGUGUUGAUAAGCAGUCUUUUAUAGUGACUUACCUCAUUAAUAAUUGUGGGUUAUCUCCAAAAUCUGCUCUUUCAGCUUCUAAGUAUCUUCGCUUUAAAACCCCACAUAAACCGGACUCUACUCUUGCCUUUUUGAAGAGCCAUGGAUUCUCAAAGACCCAGAUCACAAAAGUUAUCCAUACACGUCCAGCAGUGCUUUCCUCAGAUCCUGAGAGAACCCUUUUGCCCAAAAUCCAAUUUUUUCACUCUAAAGGAUUCUCAGGCCCUGACAUUGCCAAAAUCUUAUCCGCGUGCCCUGAGAUUCUGCAUACUAGCAUAGAAAACCAAUUAAUUCCUGCUGUUAAUUUCAUACAAAAUUUACUUCCAUCCAAUGACAAAGUUGUUUAUGCAAUAAAACGGCUUCCAAAAAUUAUGCUUUCUCAACCUCUAGGCUACGCCAUAUGUAAUAUGAAGUUGCUGAAAGAGGCUGGAUUGCCACAGUCAAGUAUUGUUUGGCUGCUUAGGUAUCAUCCGACGACAUUAAUGACAAAGUUGGAUCGAUUUGCUGAGAUUAUAGAAGGAGUAAAAGGAUUGGGGUUAAAUCCUUCUGUAAUAAGCUUUGUUAUUGCAAUCCAUGCCAUGCGGGGAAUGAGCAAAUCAACAUGGGAAAAGAAAUUUGAUAUUUAUGAGAAGUGGGGUUGGUCACAAGAAGAGACCCUUGUGGUUUUUGGGAAGUUUCCAUGGGUUAUGAUGUACUCUGAGAAGAAGAUAAUGAAAAUGAUGGACUAUUAUAUCAAUAAAAUGGGGUGGGAUUCAUCAUAUAUUGCAAAACAUCCACUCCUCAUCGCAUUGAGCUUGGAGAAUAGAGUUAUACCACGGUGCUCUGUUUUACAGGUUCUGCUAUCAAAAAAUCUUAUCAGAUUGACUAGCAUAGCAACACCGUUGAGGAUUUCUGACAAGUUAUUCCUGCAUAAGUUUGUUACACCUUACAAGGAAGAAGCUCCCCAUUUGUUGAAGUUAUAUCAGAAGAAAUUGAAUGUUGCUAAAUGUGAGGGUAAAGGAAAGACGGAACAAAAGCAGCUGCAGAGGCAAUGAUUGUAUGCAUGCUUAAAAGCCUUUGUUUUUUCAACACAGGGUUCUCAUUUUCUGGACAAGUUGAUACCAAUUAUCCUGGCUUUUAUUUAGACAGAUGAAAUAUUUGCUUAUAUUGAAGUUAUUGUCUUGAUGAUAAGAGUUGAAGUUGAAGGAUUUGUAGGGGCUGGUGUGCCAUGUUUCCCUUUGUAUAAAAGUACACUGGCAGCGACAGGUAUUAUUUCCAUAUCAUCAAUUUUAUGAAUGACUAGAAAAAGAAAAAAAAAAAAAAGAGAAAGAGAAGAUGUUCAGAAUUUUGCUUGAUAAGUGAUUUUAACACUUCAUGUUGAGUGCAUCACGGCUAACAUGCUUUGAAGUAAGAAUUUGAUUCCUAAGCCCA
This is a messenger RNA of Ricinus communis (castor bean), 2045 nucleotides long. RefSeq names its product transcription termination factor MTERF8, chloroplastic. The transcript has a single exon. The coding region runs from base 455 to 1669 and encodes 404 amino acids. Gene Ontology annotation, molecular function: double-stranded DNA binding. Gene Ontology annotation, biological process: chloroplast organization; regulation of DNA-templated transcription. Gene Ontology annotation, cellular component: chloroplast. NCBI's taxonomy places the organism in Eukaryota, Viridiplantae, Streptophyta, Magnoliopsida, Malpighiales, Euphorbiaceae. The record is from RefSeq and is a predicted model, not a curated record.